CUCCUCCUUCUCCUGGCGGGAAGCGAUGGCAGCAGCGAGUGGCAAUUCGCGAUGGCGUCGUCGCAGAGCAGCCGAGGCAGGGAAGGGGCAGGGUAGACUGGCUGCUGCUGCCGCUGCUGCUGGUGUUGCCGUUGUGCGAGCUGCUGCCUCGACGCCGUGGCUGUUGGAGCCGUUUGUCUGGUGUGGUCGAACCAGUGCGAGUGCGAGUUCGGGUGCGAGCUUGAGUGCUGGUGUCGCUCAAUCGAAGGGGCGAGCGACGCAGCGGUUCGGUUGGUUCGUUCUGUUGCUGGGUCGCGGUUGCAGCACCCACCUGGAGGACCGCUCUGAUGGCCAGAUCGGCUAG
Molecule: messenger RNA, 343 nt
Organism: Gaeumannomyces tritici R3-111a-1
Lineage: Eukaryota; Fungi; Ascomycota; Sordariomycetes; Magnaporthales; Magnaporthaceae
Exons: 2
Coding region: 26-343 (105 amino acids)
Source: RefSeq, a predicted model, not a curated record